CCUUCCAUCUUCCCUACUCCUCGCCGCCAUUAAAGCUCCUCUCUCUCUCUCUCUGCAUAAAAAACCUGCCAUGAUUAUCUAAACUCCAUCCACCGACUUUUGACUCCAAACCCACUUUACAUCACUCCACCAUGGGCUGCUUUACUGCUUGCUUCCGCCGCCAUUCAAAGCACAAGAGGAUCAUCACCUCUCACAAUAAUAAUAAUAAUAAUGCUCCCUCCAGAAAUCAGUGUCUUCAGAGUCUGCUGCAUAGCCAUGAUGAUGAUGAUGUGAGUGAAGCUAUCAUAAAAGAAGCUCACACUGUGGAUUCUAUCAAGCCCAUUGCUAUUUCAAAGGAUGAGGAGGAAGAAGAGCUGAAUAGGAGCAGCAGGAAGAAGGUUACAUUUGAUCUGAGUGUUAAAACCUAUGAGGAGUGUUCAAACCAGGAAGAACAGAAGAAAGGGGAAAAUGAGGCAGAGAAAAGUUUGGCAUCAUAUCCUCUGAAUCACAGGUACCAAAACUGCAGCACAAAUGGUGAAGAAGAAGAGGAUCUGGGGUUAGAAGAUGAUGGAUGGGUCCAAGAAGAGUCUUCUGAGUCACUGUUCUCUCUGUCAAUAGAGUCCAGGAAGAGUGUUUCUCAGCCUGAAAUGCCUGACAAGGAAGAAGUCAGCAGCAGCCCUCUGAAUCCCUUCCAAAAGGAUCCAAAAACCAUUUCUGGGUUGAAUCAAUUUGCUCAAUCUGUGUUGAAUCCCAUUGAAAAUAUGAGCCACUGGAAAACAGCAAAACCCAAGACCCCAUUGCAGCAACAGCAGCAGGAGGGUGAAGAAAAGGAGAACCAGAAUCUUGAUUGGAAGAGCAAAGAGAGAGAAAUUAUUGCAGUGGAUACUAGCCUUUCUAGCUGGUUAGUAGGGAGUGAGAAGAAGAAGACACCAAACUCUAAAAACAGUCCAGAAUCUGUUGGCAACUCCCCUUCAGAUCAGAGAAGAAAUUCUGCAGAGGACAAGCCUGUUUUGGGAGAUUGGAGCCAUCAAGAACUCAAGGCUGUAUCCAAAUCUUCAUCUCCUAGAUGCAGCUCAGAUGAGAUCCCCAUUUUAGGAACUGUGGGGAGUUACUGGAAGCACACAGGGCAGGCUACAGACUCAGAUUCUGGGUCAUCUUGCAGGGGAGUUUCAGGUGAAUCAAAGGGAAGAAGAAAUAUAAACCAAAUCCCCACUCCAUUUCAGACCAGGUUAGAAAGUGUAGUCCAGGAUGCAAGAUUAAUGCAGCCUCAAAUGCUUAAAUUUCAAAAAAAUUGAAUUUUGAUCUGGUUUAAAUUUCAAGAAACAACAAUGACUAGUUGUAGUUACUAUACUAUUUAGCACAAUAAUGUAGCAUAAAAUGCUUUACUUCUUGAAUCUGUA
Messenger RNA from Ipomoea triloba (trilobed morning glory), 1379 nucleotides. RefSeq lists its product as uncharacterized. The coding region runs from base 132 to 1274 and encodes 380 amino acids. Lineage: Eukaryota; Viridiplantae; Streptophyta; Magnoliopsida; Solanales; Convolvulaceae. The record is from RefSeq and is a predicted model, not a curated record. The transcript is spliced from 3 exons. Gene Ontology annotation, biological process: male meiosis II.